Messenger RNA from Drosophila guanche, 2524 nucleotides. It is a transcript of the gene Vps26, whose product is annotated as vacuolar protein sorting-associated protein 26. Gene Ontology annotation, cellular component: endosome; retromer complex. The record is from RefSeq and is a predicted model, not a curated record. Lineage: Eukaryota; Metazoa; Arthropoda; Insecta; Diptera; Drosophilidae. Bases 345 to 1883 code for a protein of 512 amino acids. The transcript has 2 exons. Gene Ontology annotation, biological process: retrograde transport, endosome to Golgi; intracellular protein transport.
GGUCACACUGCACACACACCACACCACACACACUGACACACACUACACCAAAAAAGAAAAACAGGCGAAAAACGCCCAGUAAAUUCGUGUCGGCAGAAAAAUUGUGCGGCCAGCAGAAGUGUUUGUAGAGUGGAGUCCAGCUCCAAACGCAAAACGCAAACGCAACCUGAAAGCGGAAAGCAGAAAGCACAGCCAGCCACUGCACUGCAACCGGACGGAGAGGACGGACGGAGCGACACAGCGACAUUCCAGCCAACAAGAAUAAGAAGCAGCAGGAGUAGAAGAAUAAGAAGAAGAAGAAGCAGCAGCAGCGGAGGAGGGAGGCCAAUUUACGUUGAUCAAUUAUGAAUUUCCUGGGCUUUGGCCAGUCCGCCGAGAUAGAGAUUGUCUUCGAUGGCGCCGAGCACAAGACGGCCGAGGUCAAGGGUGAGGAUGGCAAAGUGGAGAAAAUGCUGCUCUUCUACGAUGGCGAAACAGUGUCCGGCAAGGUAAAUGUGACGCUGAAGAAGCCGGGCAGCAAGCUGGAGCAUCAGGGCAUCAAGAUUGAGUUUAUUGGACAGAUCGAGCUGUUCUACGACCGGGGCACCCAUCACGAGUUCAAGUGCCUGGCCAAGGCACUGGCGCGUCCCGGGGAUCUCAUCCAGAACAACAGCUACCCGUUCGACUUCCCGAACGUGGAGAAGCAGUUCGAGGUGUACGCCGGCUCGAAUGUGAGGCUGAGGUACUUUCUGCGCGCCACGAUCGUGCGUCGGAUCAGUGACAUAACGCGCGAGGUGGACAUUGCCGUGCACACGCUGUGCAGCUACCCGGAGAUGAACAAUCCCAUCAAGAUGGAGGUGGGCAUCGAGGACUGUCUGCACAUCGAGUUCGAGUACAACAAGAGCAAGUACCAUCUGCGGGACACGAUCAUUGGCAAGAUCUACUUCCUGCUGGUGCGCAUCAAGAUCAAGCACAUGGAGAUAGCGAUCAUCAAGCGGGAGUCCACCGGCACCGGGCCGAACAUGUUCAACGAGAGCGAGACGAUCGCCAAGUACGAGAUCAUGGACGGGGCGCCGGUCAAGGGCGAGAGCAUACCCAUUCGGGUCUUUCUCGCCGGCUACAACCUGACGCCCACGAUGCGCGACAUCAACAAGAAGUUCUCCGUCAAGUAUUUCCUCAACCUGGUGCUGAUGGACACCGAGGAUCGGCGCUACUUCAAGCAGCAGGAGAUCACGCUGUGGCGCAAGGCGGACAUUCCCCGCUACCACGUCGCCCAGCAUCAGCAGCAGCAACACCAGCAGCAUCAGCACGUGCCGCUGCAUGCGCCACCCCAUCUGGUGAGUGGUCCGGCGGCACCCACAGUCGCCCCAUCCCUCAUCAACGCCAGCACGGCCACGGACAGCAGCGAGGGUGCGGCCACAGCUGGGUCUGCCAUUGGCGCUGGCGUGGGCGUGGGCGAUGGCGUGGCCAGCACCGAAUCGAAAAUGGGACUCUUCACCAGGGAGAGCCCCAACCAGGAGUUUAGCCAGCAGCAGCUCGACUCUCCACUGCCCAACUCGCCGCCGUUGACGCCCCCGAACGAGAGUCCGGUCGAGCGAGAGAUCCGCGUAGUGGAGCCAACAUCAACGCCGACGCCCACUCCAGCAGCGGCAGCGGCUGAAUCGGAUCCAAUUUCAGUUGCACCCGAACGGGGGAUGGGCGAUGGCGCCGCAGCGGCCACCGCAAGUGCCUCGCCGAUUGCCAUGUUGUCCAGCUCGCCGCCGCCGCUGCCCGUGCAGCUUACAGCAACGCAGGAUGCAGUCCCGGAACUGGAUUUAGACGUGGCCACUGAUCAAAAUGUUGGGGCUACGUCCCCGGCGGCAGCUGCGAAAAAGGUCAGCGCUACGCCACUGGCUGCCGAUUGAGAUAAAAGCGUGGAUCCGGAUCGGAUCGGGCUGGGAGUGGGAGUGGGCGGCUUGUAGUGGAAUGGCGGAGAAGGAAGAGGCAGAACUAUUUACGUAGCAGCAACAGCAGGAGCGGCAGCGGCAGCCAGCGAAAAUCUAUUUUUUUAAAGUUAAUUUAAAAAUUGUUACAAAAUGUUUUAUCGAGGUUACACACACACACCAAAAGAAACAACAAAAUAAUCAAACGAAGAGCAAAGCAUAGGAAGAGGAAAGGAAUGGAAGCCCAGGAAGGACACCAGAAAUGAAUGAAGGAAACCUCGUGGCAAGCAGGCAACAAACAGCCUUUAAAUCUCAAUCGAGGUGUUGGAGAGAUCAAUUCUAUUGGUAUUAUUGCUAGAUGAACGAUGAAUGUUGGAGAGAGAGAGAGAGAGAGAGAUCAGCGCUUGUUAACAUACCUAAAACAUCCCCACAAAAACCCAUAACCGAACCCCACUCUGAUCAUUCCCCGCCACCCCCACACACACCUCACGGUUUGCAGGCGUUUUGGUGAUUUUUCGAUUUAUCAAUUUGAGACAAAUUGUUGAAAGUGCUUUCUAAAAGUGAGAAUAGAUCUAUCUACCCCCUGAAAUUGUGCAUUAAAGUAAUCAAAGAAACAAACAAAA